ACCAUUAAGAACUGUCUCUUUUUUCUAUAUUAUUAUUAUUAAUAUUUAAUGUUCAAAAACAACCUUGUAGAUCCAUUUAACCUCAUCAAAAGAUUCAAAACCAUCUCUUCUUCAAACACAAAACUCAGAACUCAAACCAGAGAUGACUCAGAACUCUCUUUUAGCCUCCUCGAAAUGAAAAGGAAAUUAUCAAUAGGAUAAUAUUAUAUUACAUGAAGAUUCAUCAACAUCAUGUAAUGUAACUGAGAUCUGCAGAAGCAGCCAUAGCCAUGGACCGAACUCCAUCACCAGACACCGCCAUUUCUAGUGGCCUGACAAUCAAGAUAGCAGGCAACUCCGACAAGCAGCUGCCUUUGAACAACUCGUCGAUUGAAACUUCUUCUUCUGUUUACAACUCACCUUCCCUCAUCUCCCCACCCUCCUCCGCAUUCGUCUCAGCUCUUCAGUCACCCUACAUAUCACCGAGGGCCAUCACCCCAACAACCCCAGAUAACCCAACUCAUCCCUCUCCGCCCCUCUCCUUCCGCGGAGGCUCUCAGUCAGACGACAUACCCAGCAGCUCCUACACUCCUCCCUCGGAUCAGUACGAGUUCUCUGAAGAUGGCUGGGGUUGUGGUGACCAAAAGUUUGUGACUUGCAUACCGGUCUCCGACUCGGCUGCACCGCCGCGUAUCUCGUUCUCCUUCCCAGUGCCUCGGAUUUCAUUCGCCAAAGGGUCUCUUUCUCCUUCUUCGAAUGUCAAGCUAAGGAGUUGUGAUGUUUAUGUUGGCUUCCAUGGUCAGAAUCCUAACCUGGUCCGGUUCUGUAAGUGGCUUAAGUCUGAGCUUGAGCUCCAGGGCAUUGCUUGCUUUGCUGCUGAUAGAGCUAAGUACUCGGAUACUCAGAGCCAUGAGAUUGCUGACCGAGUUAUUUGCUCGGUCACUUAUGGGGUUGUGGUGGUGACUAAUUUAAGUUUUCUCAACCAUCUUAGUAUGGAGGAGAUUAGGUUCUUUGCUCAAAAGAAGAACUUGAUUCCUCUCUUUUUUGAGACUCUGCCUGCUGAGAUUAUGAGUCUGCAAGGUGACAAAGAACGAAGAGAAGCCAUUGAUGGCCUCAUGAAAUGCUGCCACGAGUUCAAGCUCGAAGCCAAUGGGAGUAACUGGAGGAGCUGUAUAGCUAGAGCUGCUGGGAUUCUGCGAGGAAAGCUCGGGCGGAAGAGUGUGGCUGUGGCUGAUAUUGAAGGGUUUGAGGAACUACCCUUUUCGAGAAACAAGUUUUUUGUUGGAAGGGACAAAGAGAUUUCUGAGAUUGAAGCUACUCUAUUUGGUUAUGGAGAAUGCUUUGACCAAGAAUGUUCUAUGCCCUUUACUAAAGGUGAAGCCAGUGGCCAGUCUGAAGGGCUAGCGGAUGAGGAAAGUGAUGUGGGAACAAGAGGAGGAGGAGGAAGAUACAUUAAUCUUGAGCUUGGUAAGUGUAAAGAGCCUAAGUUAGAGGCUUGGAUUGAGCAGCCUGUUAAUGUGGGAAGAAACUCAACAAGAAGGUCUUUUUCAAAGUGCAAGAAGUACAAAAGUGGUAGCAGUGUUAUUUGCAUAAAUGGGGUUCCAGGCAUUGGAAAGACUGAGCUGGUUCUUGAGUAUGCUUAUAGAUAUUCUCAGAGGUAUAAGAUGGUGUUGUGGGUUGGUGGUGAGGCAAGGUAUUUCAGGCAGAACAUACUGAAUCUGUCACUUAAUCUGGGGUUGGAUGUAAGUUCUGAUGCAGAGAAAGAAAGAGGGAGGAUUAGAAGCUUUGAGGAGCAAGAAUUUGAAGCGUUUAAGAGAGUGAAGAGGGAGUUGUUUAGGGACAUGCCUUAUUUGUUGAUCAUUGAUAAUCUUGAGACUGAGAGAGAGUGGUGGGAGGGGAAAGAUUUACACGAUUUGAUCCCUAGGAACACAGGAGGUUCACAUGUUAUUAUCACUACUCGGUUGUCCAAGGUCAUGAAUUUCGAUACAAUGUUACAGCUUCCUCCAUUGCCCAUCCCAGAUGCUAUGAAUUUGAUCAGAGGAAGAAGGAAGAAAGACUACCCUGCUGAAGAGUUAGACUUUCUUAUGAAAUUUGAUGAGAAACUAGCAAGGUUGAGCUUUGGUUUGUGGCUUGUUGGCUGCUUACUCUCGGAACUUGCAAUCACCCCAUCUGCUUUGUUUGAUGCUAUUAACAAUUUGCAAAUUGACGAGAGUUCUCCUUGCUCCUUCAUCAGCAUAGACGAAGAGCAGUACUGCAAGAACAACCCUUUCCUAAUCAAAGUCUUGACCUUUUGCUUUGCUAUCUUACAGCAAACUAGUGGAAGAGCAAACCGUCUUGCGUCAAGAAUGCUGCUAGUCGGCGCCUGGUUUGCCCCAUCGCCAAUCUCGACGAGUUUGCUUGGUACUGCGGCUGAGAACAUGCCUGCUGCAGGGAACCGGUUCAGGAAGUGGACCAGUUGCCUUAGCAUGUCGUUUGUGUGUUGCUCGAGUUGUUUGUCAGCGCAAAACUGGAAGAGCCAGGAAGAUUCAGCCCUUCUUCUUGUUAAAUUAGGACUGGCUCGCCGAGCCAACAAGCAGGGUGGGUGUUGGAUCCAAUUCCAUCCCAUAACUCAAGUAUAUGGGAAAAGAAACCAAGGCUUGCAGGCUGCAAAGGCCACAGUGGAUGGUAUAAGAAAGAGUGGUAACCCUUUGUUGAACUCUGACCAUCUAUGGGGUUCUGCAUUUCUUGUGUUUGGAUUCAAGUCAGAGCCUCCACUAGUCCAACUCAAGGCAAUUGACAUGGUUUUGUACAUCAAAAGGACAGCUCUACCGCUCGCCAUAAGAGCGUUCACAACGUUCUCAAGAUGCAACUCAGCUUUAGAGCUCUUGAAGGUUUGCACCAAUGUGCUGGAGGAAGUAGAGAAGUCUUUCGUGUCUCAGAUUCAAGACUGGUGCCAUGGCUCGCUGUGUUGGAAGAACAAGUUGAAAGGCAGUAGUAAUAAUCAGAGGGUGGACGAGUAUGUGUGGCAGGACGUGACGCUGCUGAAGGCUACCCUGCUUGAGACGAGAGCGAAAUUGUUGAUGAGAGGCGGCCAUUUUGACAGUGGGGAAGAGCUUUGUAGAACAUGUAUUAGUAUUAGGACUGUGAUGCUUGGUCAUAACCAUGCUCAGACCUUGGCUGCUCAAGAAACUUUGGCCAGGCUUGUGAGGAUGAGAAGCAAGAUAUAAAACUUUCUACUUUAUCUUCUGUUCUUUGGGACUCAGUUUUGCUUAUACUACUUAUAAAUAUAUAUAUUUACAUCAUAUUAGAGAGACUUCUUGCACUUUUGCAGUGAUCAAAGUUAGUUAAGUUAGUUGUACAAUUAGCAAAUUUGCCAACAAAUUUUAGGA
Molecule: messenger RNA, 3347 nt
Organism: Humulus lupulus (European hop)
Lineage: Eukaryota; Viridiplantae; Streptophyta; Magnoliopsida; Rosales; Cannabaceae
Exons: 2
Coding region: 270-3185 (971 amino acids)
Biological process (GO): recombinational repair
Molecular function (GO): ATP hydrolysis activity; ADP binding
Source: RefSeq, a predicted model, not a curated record